Messenger RNA from Marchantia polymorpha subsp. ruderalis, 1105 nucleotides. The record is from the annotation of a GenBank genome assembly. NCBI's taxonomy places the organism in Eukaryota, Viridiplantae, Streptophyta, Marchantiopsida, Marchantiales, Marchantiaceae.
GCUUUUCUUGAGGGAAAGCUUCGGGGCAGCGCAAAUCAGCGUCGCCGGCAGCAGAGCAGCAAUUGGAAGCGGGAGCGCAGAGAAGGAAUUGAAGCAGGGCCGAGAGAGUGUGCAGCAGCAGCAGCAGCAGCAAUGGCGGUCGCGAGCAGUGCUUCGAUUUCCCAGUUGACGGCCUUGGCGAGGUCUAGCUUCGUCGGCAAGGCGCAGUCUCUGCGCUCCUGCCCACAGGUCGCGUUCCCCCUGGUCAGCAAUGGCUGCAGGAUCAUGGCCAUGGCCACCAAGAAGGUCGCUGCUAAGCCCGCCUUCAAGGGAGGAAAGGGAGGAAAGCUUUCGUGGGUCCCCGCCAUCAAGAGCGGAGGUAGCUUCGUCGACCCCGAGUGGCUCGAUGGCUCGCUCCCAGGAGACUACGGCUUCGACCCCUUGGGACUCGGAAGGGACCCUGCUGCUCUGAAGUGGUACAGGGAAGCCGAGAUCAUCCACGGCCGAUGGGCGAUGGCAGCUGUUCUUGGAAUCUUCGUCGGUCAGGCCUGGAGCGGUAUCCCCUGGUUCGAGGCCGGUGCCGAUCCCUCGGCCGUGGCACCAUUCUCCUUCGGAACCCUGUUGGGAACCCAGCUGUUGUUGAUGGGAUGGGUCGAGGGCAAGAGAUGGGCAGACUACGUGAACCCCAACUCUCAGUUGGUCGACUGGGCCACUCCAUGGUCGAGGACCGCAGAGAACUUCGGUAACUCCACCGGCCUCCAGGGAUACCCCGGAGGCAAGUUCUUCGACCCUCUGAGCCUUGCAGGAGAUGUGAAGAACGGAAAGUACACCACCGACUACGACAAGCUCAGCAGGUUGCAGCUCGCCGAGAUCAAGCACUCCAGACUCGCGAUGUUGGCCAUGCUUAUCUUCUACUUCGAGGCUGGACAGGGACUGACCCCCCUCGGUGCCCUCGGACUGUAAAUGUAAUUUAGCUGACCCUGUGUAUGAUGUGUAGUAAUUAGCCGAAAUCCAGGACUCGACCCACUGAGAAUCUUCCGACAGUCAAAUCGACUCUGUUUUUUGUACCGAACUUGUGAUUAUAUUCUUGCCCUUCACGAAAUAACAUUGUUAUGGUUCCUCUCCG